Molecule: messenger RNA, 888 nt
Organism: Aspergillus chevalieri
Lineage: Eukaryota; Fungi; Ascomycota; Eurotiomycetes; Eurotiales; Aspergillaceae
Product: cytochrome b5 reductase family protein
Exons: 3
Coding region: 1-888 (295 amino acids)
Biological process (GO): ergosterol biosynthetic process
Molecular function (GO): cytochrome-b5 reductase activity, acting on NAD(P)H
Source: RefSeq, a predicted model, not a curated record
AUGUCCGCUCAGCUCAGUUCUCGUACAAUUACCACUGCGGCUGCUACUACCGCCGUGGCUGUUGGUAUCGGCGCAUACUCCCUCCAGACAGCACUUGCGGAAACAAACCAGCCCCCGAUGGUAUUUGGAAAGACCGGCUUCACGUCGCUGCGACUGCACAGCACCAAGACGGUGAAUCAUAAUACGAAACGACUUGUGUUUGAGUUUCCGGAUAAGGAUGCGAAGAGUGGUCUUGCGUUGACUUCUUCUCUACUUACUAUCUCCCGUCCUCAGGGCAGUUGGCUUCCCGUUAUUCGGCCCUACACUCCUAUCAGUGACUUCGACAACCCCGGCUACGUCGAGUUCCUGAUCAAAAAAUACCCCUCCGGCAAAGCCAGCACUCAUCUCCACUCCCUCCAACCUGGCCAAUCCAUCUCCUUCUUCGGCCCCAUCAAAGCCUACCCCUGGGCCCCCAACAAACACUCCCACAUCUACCUCCUCGCCGGCGGCGCAGGCAUCACGCCCAUGUACCAACUGAUCCAAGGCGCGCUGAAGGACCCCGAAGAUAAAACGAAGAUCACAUUGGUGUUUGGUGUGAAUACAGAGGAGGAUUUAGUGUUGAGGGAGGAGUUGGAGGGAUUUAAGAAGCGGUAUCCUGAGCGGCUUGAGACAGUGUAUACUAUUAGUGAUGGAAAGACCGAGGGGAAGACGUUUGAGAAGGGGAGGAUUACGGAGGAGUUAUUGAAGAAGGUUAUGAAGCCUAAGGGGUCUGAGGAGGAUGUGAAAGUGUUUGUCUGCGGACCGCCGGCUAUGGAGACGGCGUUGAUCGGGUCGAAUGGGUGGUUUGGGGGUGGGAAGGGGAUUCUGGGACAGCUUGGGUACACUAAGGAUCAGAUUUUUAAGUUUUAG